Molecule: messenger RNA, 6117 nt
Organism: Mercurialis annua (annual mercury)
Lineage: Eukaryota; Viridiplantae; Streptophyta; Magnoliopsida; Malpighiales; Euphorbiaceae
Product: guanine nucleotide exchange factor SPIKE 1
Exons: 31
Coding region: 438-5981 (1847 amino acids)
Biological process (GO): positive regulation of GTPase activity; small GTPase-mediated signal transduction
Molecular function (GO): guanyl-nucleotide exchange factor activity
Source: RefSeq, a predicted model, not a curated record
CAGUGUGCGUCCACUCCAGCUAUACGUCUUUUUACCUCACUUCUACUUCACUUCACCAAAAUUAAAAAAACAAAAAAACUCGCACCUUACCUACUACUCCGAUCAAAUCAAAUCCAAACCCUAACUCCAUUUCCACCGGAACCCUAAAUCUCUCUUUAAAUGUCACCAGAUUCGGCAUUUCAAGUUUCAGCAUUUGGUUUCAUGUCAUUCUAAUUAAGGCAGCCAGCAUUAUUAAUUUUACAAGGCAGAAGAAAACCCUAACGCCGACGGGAGCAGAGCCGAGCAGUUAGAAACCGGUUUCUCUCAACAAACUUUCAAUCCGAUGCGCCACUGCUCUGGCUCUGCAUGCAUUUCAGAUCUGUUCUUUUUUGUUUUAAAUCUUUGAUUCACUCCGUCUGGACCGUUAAGUAACAGAGGUGGCUUAGGCAUUUUCAUUGAUGGAGAAUAAUAGCAGUAGCAGUGGGGGGCAGCGUUUUCGCAGAAUACCUCGUCAACCGCUUGCUCGUUUGAAGUUAGACCCAUUGCUUGAUGAAAAUCUGGAUCAGUGGCCUCAUCUGAAUGAACUUGUUGAAUGCUAUAGAACUGACUGGGUGAAGGAUGAAAACAAAUAUGGUCACUUUGAAAGCAUUGCUCCGGUUUCUUUCCAAAACCAGAUUUUUGAAGGCCCUGAUACCGAUAUUGAGACUGAAAUGCAGCUUGCCAAUUCAAGGCGAACUAAGGCUGACAAUAUUACUGAUGAUGACAUCCCGAGCACUUCUGGGAGGCAAUUUGUAGAGGCUACCUCUGACUUGUCACAGUCACAUGUUUCAAAGCAUUUUGGCCAUUCUCCUCUGCCUGCAUAUGAACCAGUUUUUGAUUGGGAAAAUGAGAGGUCGAUGAUAUUUGGCCAACGGACUCUAGAAACUGCAAUGGCACCAUUUGGCAGGGGAUUGAAGAUCUCUGUGAAAGUGCAGUCACUUUCAUUCCAAGCAGGACUUGUUGAACCAUUUUAUGGUACUAUUUGCAUAUAUAAUAAGGAGAGAAGAGAAAAGCUAUCAGAGGAUUUUUAUUUUUCAGUGCUGCCGACAGAUGCGCAAGAUGAAAAAAUUUCACGUGAACCUCAUGGAAUUUUUUAUUUAGAUGCUCCAUCAGCAUCAGUUUGCCUGUUAAUCCAGUUAGAGAAGCCUGCUACAGAAGAAGGCGGUGUUACUCCUUCUGUUUAUUCACGUAAAGAACCUGUACAUUUGAGUGAGAGAGAGAAGCAGAAAUUGCAGGUGUGGUCUCGAAUUAUGCCUUAUAGACAGUCCUUUGCCUGGGCUAUAGUUCCAUUAUUUGAUAACAGCGCUGGUUUAACUUCUGGAGGACCUGCUUCGCCAAGCAGCCCACUUGCUCCAAGUAUAUCUGGCUCAAGUUCCCAUGAGGGUGUUUUUGAGCCUAUCACCAAUAUCACACUGGAUGGGAAGUUGGGCUAUUCAAAUGGAAGCUCUGUUAUGGUGGAAAUUUCAAACUUAAAUAAAGUUAAAGAAAGCUACAUGGAGGACUCCCUUCAGGAUCCUAAACGCAAGGCUCAUAAACCCGUCAAAGGUGUUCUAAGACUAGAAAUUGAGAAGCACCAAACAGGCCAUGCAGACUUGGAAAACCUGUCAGAAAGUGGAAGCAUGUCCAAUGAGUCAAUUGAUCCAGGAGACAGGGUUAAUGAUUCCACAUUCACAAAAUCCCCUAGCAAUGGUUCCAACUGGCCUCAGAUUGGUAGCUCCAAGCAGAAUAUGUUUGAUGGGAAAGAAAGUAUUAUGACUAGUCCAAGUGGUCAUGGAAAUUCUGAGCUUACUGCUGAUUAUUUCCAAGCUUUUGACUUCCGGACAACAAUGCGAAAUGAGCCUUUCUUGCAGCUUUUCCACUGCUUAUAUGUUUAUCCUUUAACCAUUACUUUAAGCCGAAAGAGGAAUUUGUUCAUCCGAGUGGAACUAAGAAAGGAUGACGCUGAUAUUCGUAGACAGCCUUUAGAGGCAAUGUAUCGAAGGGAGCCAGGAGCAUCACUCCAAACGUGCACUCACACACAGGUCGCUGUUGGCGCUAGAGUGGCUUGCUUCCAUGAUGAGAUUAAAGUAUCACUUCCUGCUGUAUGGACGUCUUUUCAUCAUCUCUUGUUCACUUUCUUCCAUGUUGAUCUUCAGACAAAAUUGGAAGCUCCAAAGCCAGUGAUAAUUGGAUAUGCAGCACUUCCACUAUCUACACACGAUCAGUGGAGAUCUGAAAUUUCUUUACCAAUCAUGAAAGAGCUGGUUCCACAUUAUCUCCAAGAUAUUGGCAAGGAGAGGCUGGAUUAUCUAGAGGAUGGAAAAAAUGUUUUUAGAUUGCGCUUGCGACUUUGUUCGUCCUUGUAUCCAAUUAAUGAGCGCAUUAGAGAUUUUUUCCUUGAAUAUGAUAGGCACACCCUUCGAACUAGUCCUCCUUGGGGAUCAGAACUUCUUGAGGCAAUUAACAGUUUGAAGAAUGUCGAUUCCACUGCGUUGCUUCAUUUUCUUCACCCUAUUUUGAAUAUGCUUCUCCAUCUUAUUGGUAGUGGUGGAGAAACUCUACAGGUUGCAGCCUUCAGAGCUAUGGUCAAUAUCUUAACUAGGGUGCAGCAGGAAUCCGUUGAUGAUGCUGAGCGAAAUCGUUUCCUUGUUAACUACGUCGAUUAUGCUUUUGAUGACUUUGGUGGUCGUCAACCUCCAGUAUAUCCUGGUUUAUCUACUGUGUGGGGAAGCUUGGCUCGCAGUAAGGCUAAAGGCUAUCGUGUUGGGCCUGUAUAUGAUGAUGUUUUGGCAAUGGCUUGGUUUUUCCUUGAGUUAAUUGUCAAGUCAUUGGCAUUAGAACAAACUCGUCUAUUCUAUCACAGUCUUCCACUAGGUGAAGAUGUUCCACCAAUGCUAUUAAAAGAAGGUGUUUUCAGAUGCAUUAUGCAAUUGUAUGAUUGCCUCCUAACAGAAGUCCAUGAGCGUUGUAAGAAAGGCUCAAGCUUGGCAAAACACUUGAAUAGCAGUUUGGCCUUCUUCUGUUAUGAUCUUCUGUCAAUUGUUGAACCUCGCCAAGUGUUUGAAUUGGUAUCCUUGUACCUGGACAAAUUUUCUGGAGUAUGUCAAUCAGUUUUGCAUGACUGCAAGCUUACCUUUCUGCAAAUUGUAUGCGAUCAUGAUCUUUUUGUGGAAAUGCCUGGGAGAGAUCCCUCAGAUAGAAACUACCUCUCGUCCAUUUUGAUACAAGAGCUUUUCAUUACAUGGGAUCAUGAUGAUCUAUCUCAACGAUCAAAGGCAGCUAGAAUGUUGGUAGUUCUUCUAUGCAAGCAUGAGUUUGAUGCUCGGUACCAAAAGCCUGAAGAUAAAUUAUAUAUUGCCCAGCUAUAUUUUCCUCUUAUUGGCCAGAUUCUAGAUGAGAUGCCCGUGUUCUAUAACCUUAAUGCUGUUGAAAAGCGUGAAGUGUUGAUUGUUAUUCUACAAAUUGUGCGCAACCUGGAUGACACAUCACUUGUUAAGGUGUGGCAACAAAGCAUUGCUCGUACUAGAUUGUUCUUCAAACUGAUGGAGGAGUGUCUUGUUCUUUUUGAGCACAGAAAAUCUGCUGAUGGCAUGCUCAUGGGUUCUAGUUCUCGCAGCCCCAUCACAGAUGCACCUUCUUCUCCUAAGUACUCUGAAAGGCUCUCUCCUGCAAUUAAUAACUAUUUGUCUGAAGCAUCACGACAAGAAGUCAGAACUCAGGGAACACCUGAUAACGGAUAUCUGUGGCAGAGAGUAAACUCCCAGUUAAGCUCCCCUAGCCAGCCAUAUUCCUUGAGAGAAGCUCUUGCUCAGGCACAAUCUUCAAGAAUUGGAGCUUCAUCCCAAGCACUUAGAGAAUCAUUGCAUCCAGUAUUGAGACAAAAACUGGAGCUUUGGGAAGAAAACUUGAGUGCUGCUGUGAGUCGUCAGGUGCUGGAAAUUACUGAAAAGUUUUCUGUAAUGGCAGCGUCACAAAGCAUUGCUACUGACUAUGGAAAACUUGACUGCAUCACCGCAAUUUUCAUGAGCUUAUUCUCUCGAAAUCAAGCCCUUGCUUUCUGGAAAGUGCUGCUUCCUGUUUUCUACAAUGUCUUUAAUCUUCAUGGGGCAACAUUAAUGGCAAGAGAGAAUGAUCGAUUUCUAAAGCAGGCUGCUUUUCAUCUUCUUCGCCUUGCUGUUUUUAGAAAUGAAAGUAUCAGGAGAAGAGCUGUGGUUGGUCUCCAGAUACUUGUGAGGAGCUCUUUCCAUUAUUUUAUGCAAACAGCAAGGUUGCAGGUCAUGCUGACUAUCACAUUAUCAGAGUUGAUGUCUGAUGUGCAAGUGGCUCAAAUGCGAUCAGAUGGAACACUGGAAGAGAGUGGAGAAACACGGCGUCUGCGCAGCUCUUUGGAGGCAAUGGCAGAUGAGUCUAAGAAUACUAGCCUAUUGAAGGAAUGUGGACUACCUGAAGAUGCAUGGGUGGCAAGUUUUGAUAAUUUAUCAGAAAAUCGGUGGUCUUGGUCAGAUGUGAAAUCUCUCUCUGAUAAGCUAAUCCUGGCCCUUGAUGCUAGUCUGGAGCAUGCACUUUUGUCUUCUGCAAUGACUCUUGAUAGAUAUGCAGCUGCUGAGAGUUACUAUAAACUUGCAAUGGCAUUUGCUCCUGUACCUGAUCUUCACAUAAUGUGGUUGUUGCAUUUAUGUGAUGCUCAUCAGGAAAUGCAAUCCUGGGCUGAAGCUGCUCAGUGUGCUGUAGCUGUUGCCGGUGUUGUAAUGCAGGCCCUUGUUGCUAGAAAAGAUGGUGUUUGGAGCAAAGAUCACGUGACUGCUCUCCGUAAAAUUUGCCCAAUGGUCAGCAGUGAGAUCUCUUCUGAGGCAUCAGCAGCAGAGGUGGAGGGCUAUGGUGCAUCAAAACUCACCGUUGAUUCAGCUGUUAAAUAUCUACAGCUUGCAAAUAAACUUUUUUCUCAAGCUGAGCUCUUCCAUUUCUGCGCAAGCAUUUUGGAACUUGUAAUUCCCGUUUACAAAAGCAGGAGAGCAUAUGGACAGCUGGCUAAAUGUCAUACAUUGCUCACUAGUAUCUAUGAAUCAAUUCUUGAACAGGAGUCGAGCCCAAUUCCGUUCACUGAUGCCACAUACUAUAGAGUGGGGUUUUAUGGUGAAAGAUUUGGGAAGCUGAAUAGGAAAGAAUAUGUAUACCGAGAACCCCGCGAUGUACGGCUAGGUGACAUAAUGGAGAAAUUAAGUCAUAUUUACGAGUCUCGGAUGGAUGGCAAUCAUACUUUACACAUCAUACCUGAUUCUCGACAAGUGAAGGCAGAUGAACUGCAGCCUGGAGUCUGCUACCUCCAGAUAACUGCCGUUGAUGCGGUAAUGGAAGAUGAAGAUUUAGGAAGUAGACGGGAAAGAAUUUUCUCUCUUUCUACAGGAAGUGUUCGUGCACGAGUCUUUGACCGCUUCUUAUUUGACACCCCUUUUACGAAAAAUGGUAAAACCCAAGGAGGUCUGGAAGACCAAUGGAAGAGGCGAACUGUUCUUCAGACAGAAGGUUCUUUUCCCGCGCUUGUUAAUAGACUUUUAGUGAUUAAAUCUGAAUCUCUCGAGUUCUCCCCAGUGGAGAAUGCAAUUGGGAUGAUUGAAACUCGGACAGCUGCAUUACGAAAUGAGCUCGAGGAGCCUCGUAGCUCUGAAGGGGAUCAACUCCCACGUCUCCAGAGUUUGCAGAGGAUUCUUCAGGGUAGUGUGGCAGUUCAAGUAAACAGUGGAGUGUUGAGUGUUUGCACAGCCUUCCUGUCUGGUGAGCCAGCAACAAGGUUACGAUCACAAGAAUUGCAACAGCUCAUUGCUGCGCUCUUAGAAUUCAUGGCUGUUUGCAAGCGUGCUAUUCGUGUACACGGUAGAUUGAUUGGGGAGGAGGACCAAGAUUUUCACACACAACUUGUGAAUGGAUUUCAGUCUCUCACAGCUGAAUUAUCCCAUUACAUCCCCGCCAUUCUUUCAGAGCUCUGAUGACAUUCAUCACUCACCUCUAAUUUAGUUUCUUAAUGUGUUUAAUGUUAGAUGCACUAGAAUUCCCCUUAAUUUUGUGAAUAUUUGUGUAUGUAAUGUACGUGUUAAGCCAAUCAUGUACCUUGUUCAAAUUUUA